Molecule: messenger RNA, 966 nt
Organism: Onychostoma macrolepis
Lineage: Eukaryota; Metazoa; Chordata; Actinopteri; Cypriniformes; Cyprinidae
Product: putative nuclease HARBI1
Exons: 4
Coding region: 1-966 (321 amino acids)
Source: RefSeq, a predicted model, not a curated record
AUGGCGUGUCCUUUCAUUGAUGAGGUGGUGGAUGAGGGAGCUAUUAUCGUGCUAAGGGCAUUUCAAAGAGAGCGAAUUUUCAGGGACAAGUCAGACCCAUUGGCUUUUCAUGACAGCUACCUGUAUGAGCGGUAUAGGUUCUCAAGAGAUGGGAUUGUGUAUAUUUGUAAAUUGCUGAGCCCACACAUUGCAAAUAACACAUGCCGCAAAACAGCGCUCACAGUCCCGCAGACGGUGUGCAUUGCACUUCGCUUUUUUGCCAGUGGAACAUUUUUGUACACAGUUGGAGAUGCAGAGAAUAUCAGCAAAGCAUCGGUUUGCCGCUCUGUACGAACUGUGUACCUUUCUUUAAAAAGACUCCUCAAUGUGUUCAUCACAUACCCUGGCCACAGAGCAAUUCGUACCAUUAAACAUGCCUUUUAUGGAAUAGCUGGUUUACCAAAUGUUAUCGGUGCACUGGACUGCAUCCAUGUGCGUAUUAAGUGUCCGUCUGGUCCACAUGAAGCAGACUUUGUAAAUAGGAAAUCAGUACACAGCAUCAAUGUACAGAUGAUAUGUGAUGCAGAUUGCAUCAUCACAAAUGUAGAGGCCAAAUGGCCAGGCUCUGUGCAUGACUCCAGAGUCUUUCGAGCCUCAUCUUUCUACCAGCAACUGGCAAGAGGUGAAUUCUCAGGAGUUUUGCUGGGAGACAAGGGGUACGCAUGCCUGCCUUACCUCUUGACUCCCUAUCAGGAGCCCCAGACAGAGGCACAGCACAGCUACAACAUUGCCCAUGCACGCACAAGAGGUCGUAUAGAGAUGGCAUUUGGACUCAUAAAGUCAAGGUUCCAGUGCCUGAAGCACCUCAGAGUGACUCCACCUAGGGCAUGUGACAUUGUAGUUGCUUGUGUAGUGCUCCAUAACAUUGCCUGUCUGAGGAGAGAGAAGCAACCAAGGAUUGUUGCAGAGGAAGACUGGGGCAUUUAA